Molecule: messenger RNA, 7299 nt
Organism: Grus americana (Whooping crane)
Lineage: Eukaryota; Metazoa; Chordata; Aves; Gruiformes; Gruidae
Gene: ARHGEF37
Product: Rho guanine nucleotide exchange factor 37
Exons: 13
Coding region: 562-2622 (686 amino acids)
Cellular component (GO): cytoplasm
Molecular function (GO): guanyl-nucleotide exchange factor activity; protein binding
Source: RefSeq, a predicted model, not a curated record
GCAGGCAGCGCGGCAGGAAGGAAACAGCUUGCACCGGGGGAAGGAGGCGUCAGCGGCUCCCCAAAGGGCUCGACGGUGAGGCCAUCCUGCAAGGAACUCGCCAGAGCCAGGUUACUCAGGUCUGAAAAAUAUGCCCUGGGCAACACCCAUGGCGUGAGCCGUCCGGGGCGGAGCGGGUGGCCAGGGAUGCCGCCCCGCUGUGCUGGCCCUGGCAGGGCAGGACACCAUUGGAGGGGGAACGCUGUCCUGCUGGGACUCCCUCAGCAGCUGUGCGAGCGUGGUUUGUGCCCUGGUGUGAUCAGGCACAAGAUGCUGAUGGGAGCAAAGUUGUGGUGAUGUGCCUGGAGGGACGAUGGCUUAGUUGGAUGGAGCAGUAAGAGCGCCUGCCCAAGGAUGGAGCUGGGGAACUCCUGACAUCGGUGCGAUGCCAGCCCAAAGGCUGCCUGGCCAGGCGUUUCACUGCUUCAGAAAGCGCCUGGGUGAGGACAGAAUUUCUGCUGCCACCUGCAAGGAAGGACAACAUCUGUGUCCCCAGGGCCACAGCCAGAGUGUCCCGCCGAGAUGGCGAGUGCCCGUGGGGCAGAGCCUGAUGCUGAGGACACAGCCGAGCCCGAAGAAGCCAUCUAUGAGGAGGUGAUGCCCUGCGAGAGGAUGGAGCUGAGCCAGCGGCUGGCCGUGGAGGAGCUCAUCACCACUGAGGCCAGCUAUGUCCACAACAUCCAGCUCUGUGUGUCAGACAUCCGGGCACACCUCCAGAAGAAACAGCUGCCUGAUCUUGACCUGGAAGGACUCUUUUCUAACACUGAUGACAUCCUCCACGUCUCCAGAAGGUUUCUGAAGGGGCUCGAGGCCACAGCCACCCAGGAGCACGACCAGCUGCUCUGCAUCAGUGCCUUGUUCCAGGAGUUCAAGGAGGAGAUGGAGACCGUCUACAAGAUCUACUGUGCCAGCUAUGAGCGUGCUCUCCUGCUGGUGGAGAGCUACCGCAAGGACCCCAGGCUGCAGGAGGAGAUCUUGGAGACCCUGAAUGUAACAGUGCCUCACACAGGCGCAUCAGACCUCAGCUUCUUCCUGGUGAUGCCGGUGCAGAGGGUCACCAAAUACCCGCUGCUGCUGGGGAAGAUCCUGGAGAACACCCCCACCAGCGCUAGCGCCUACCCAGCCCUGCAGGCAGCCGUCCGCACCAUGGCCCAGGUCAAUGCCAACAUCAACGAGUACAAACGGCGCAGGGAAGUAGCAACCAAAUACAACAAAGCCGAGCACCUGACGCUGCGGGACCGCUUCGCACGCCUCAACACGCACUCCAUCGCCAAGAAGACCACGCGGCUGAGCCGGCUCUUCAUGCACGAGGCCGGCAUCGUGGCCAAGAUGGAGGACAGGGAGUACGAUGACCUGGAGGAGAAGUUCCAGUGCGUGGUGUCCAGUGUGGCUGUGCUGAAGGAGAACGUGGCAUCCUACCUGGGCCAUUUAGAGGCAUUCCUGUUGCCCACCCCACACAAGCGUGAGCUGCAGAUCAACGAGGGACCUGUCCAGCAGUACCGCCGCUUUGCAGAAUACCUCCAUUGUACUGUUUUCCCAGAGUUUAAGCGACGGCUGGACAGGCUGGUCUGCCAGCCCCUCUGCAGCCUCUCAGACAUGCUGGUGGGGCCACAACAGCUGGUCAAGAAGCGCCUGGACAAGUUGCUGGACUAUGAGGAGAUCCAGGAGCGGAAGAGUGAGAUGGGCACCGUGACGUAUGAUGAGGAGGCAGCCAUGAACACCUACCUUGCCAUCAAUGCCCUGCUUGUGGCCGAGCUCCCGCGGUUCAACCAGGCAGCUCUGCAGCUCCUGGGGCAGAUACUGUGCUCCCUCAGCACGCUGCAACGGGACUUGGCUGCCCAGAUCCUGCACCAGGCAGAAAAGGAGCUAGCACAGAUGCCCCAUGGCCACAUGCCUCUGCCCAGUUUCUGGAAGAUGGUGGAAGACACCUUGCAGCAGUCUGGUGCUCAGCUCCGUACCUUCUGCCAGACGUUUGAGACAGUCACGCCAAGCCCUGUCACACAGCCUCUGAACCCUGCUGAGGAGCGGAAGGUCCUUUCCCUCGUGAGCAAGCAUGGCCCAGACAAACUUUACCAAGUGACAAGCAACAUCAGUGGCAGCAAAGACUUGGACCUGACCUUGCAAAGGGGACAGAUUGUAGCUCUGCUGCAAAGUGUGGAUACUAAGGGGAACACGAGCAGAUGGCUGGUGGAUGCUGGAGGUCCCCGAGGGUUUGUGCCUGCUGGAAAACUCCAGCCCUAUUGCCCAGUAGAAAGCCAGCAGCCCAGGAUGCAGAUGCCAGCCCUGGAGAGCAGCACAGACAGAAGGCGACAUUCGUAUGCAUCACCUGAAGCUCCCAGGCCCCAGGUGGCCACCUUCACCCCAGCUUUCCAGGUGGUUGCCGGCUUCUCCUUUGCAGCCAGGAGUCCGCAGGAGGUGAGCCUCCAGGCGGGGCAGCCCGUGGUGGUGCUGGAGCCGCACGACAAGAAGGGGAGCAAGGAGUGGAGCCUGGUGGAGGUGAACAGCCAGAGGGGCUACGUACCCUCCAGCUACCUGGUGACUGUCCCUGUGCAGGAGCCCGUGGGCUGGAGCUUGCCUGUGUGAGCGCAGCCAGCCUGGCACCCAGGGGCACAGGCUUCAUCGGAUGAGAGCUGUCCUCUUGGCACCCGAGGACUCAUCACGGGAGAUGCUGGAGGGGGGCGGCUGUGGUGGCCCCGGGCCGGGUAGGCAGUGGGAAGCACCUGGCAGAAUAUGGCCCGAGGGAUGUGGGUGCGAGGGAUGGCAGUCGGGAGGCACGUUUUAAUGGGUAGGUGUGAGGGUGCCUGUCCCAUACAUGUUAGCACAAAGGAAAGGAGCAUGAGGGAGUGAGGGCUGUUUUCCAGGGGUUUGCUGAAAUCCAUGACAAUGACGAGGCAGAGUUGUCCCCAAUUGGAUCAGGACCAAGCUGCAAAGGGUGCAGUGCUGCAGAGUGGGUCUUCAGCCUGGCACAGAGCAUCUGGGGCUCUUGGGAAGAGACUCUCAGGGGAAUCGCUGGUUUGAGUGCAGAGACCGCAGUGGAGCAGCCCCGGAGACAUGGCUUCCCACUCCUUGCGCCUGCCUGGUGCCCACCCUGAGGUGCCAUUGUGGUCCCUUCGGCAGCACAGCCUUCACAUCCUGCUGAAGGGUACGGCAACGCCAGCCUGUGCUCGGCUGCGCCGUCAGCGAUGGGAGGGUGCCGGGCUAAGCGCCGUGGCCGGGGUUCUCCCCAGCCCUCCUGGCCACCGAGCACCGCUCCUGGCCUCAGUUUCCCCCCACAGCGCAGUGGGGCUGAUGCUACUGACCCCUUUGAGAGGCACUUUGAGCUCUGGUGACGAGAAGCGCUCUGUACGCCACCCGUGCUAUGUCGUGUGACGCAUACGCUGACGUUAUAAUACAUUAUGCGGUCUCUGUGCCCCACCCGCGCCGAUGGGCUCGCCCCCCACGCGCGGGGCCGUGCCGUGGGGCUGUGCAGCGCCCGUGGCAGCGCGGCCGCGAGAUGGCAGAGCCGCCCCGCACGCCGCUCCGCCGCCGCCUCCCAGCGCGCCUCGGCGGGGGCACUGGGAGCGCUGGUUUUGGGGCGCUGGCGGGCCGCGGAGGGGGUUCGCUGCUGCGGUGGAGUGUGCGUGUCCUUGGUGGGCGUGGGGACAGCCCGAGGCGGCAGCGCUGGCGGGGGCGGCGGCUGAAGGCGAGCUGUGCGUCCCAGCCGGUGCUGCGCGGGGCUGGGGACAGAGAGCACAGCUCCUGGGGCUCGCGGGACACCCGGUCGCCCUUGCCGAUCCACGCAGCUCUCCAGCGGUUUGACAGAUGCGUGCUCUUUAGAAGCACAGGCCCCGUGGAAGAGGUUUUUGGGAGAACCAACCCCAACCUGUGUCGGUCAGACCCUGACCUAAAACUCGGCUAGGGAUGGAGGCAGCACUCCCUUCCACCACUGCCUGAGGUGUCACAGCUCUGUGCCUCAGUUUCCCCAUGGUUCGCUCUGAUGCUGUGCUGUUAUGUGACUGAUGGGGCUCAGGGCAGGGAGCCGUGCCCACAGCAGCGCAGACAUGGGGUCAGAGGGGAAUUCAGGAGCUCCUGGCUGCAGCCCUCAGGGACUGGCCCUGCGCCCCCUCCCCAGGAGAGCUCAGCCCACAGUGCCACGCUGCCCAGCCCUCACCCACAGCCGGCAGUGGAGCAUGGAGGCUCCCACCAGUGCAGCAGCCUGGCGUCGUCCCGGCUGCCCUGGGAUUUCCACAUCAAAGGUGCGAUGGCCCGGCUGGCGAGCGCUGGCACGCCAGCUCCUAUGCCCUACCCAGCAGGGAGGCAGCAUGCUCGGCCGCCCAUGGGCUCCCCGCAGGACGCGCUUUGGCAGCAUGGAGGCUGGGCGCAGGUUCCCGUGAUGCCGCCCUGCGGCCGUGGCUGCGGGCUGGGCAGGGGGGCAGAGGUGGCAUGUCCUCACCCAAGCUUGCACCAUGUAGGGGGGACAGGCAGGUGGGGACAGGCCCCAGACGCUGCUCUGCUUUCGCUGUGCACCCCACGUGUGGGUCCAGGCACCAAGACUGGGGCAUAGCUGCCUGUGGGGCUCACCCUCCUUUGUACCUGCAGGGUCCUAGGGCUUCAUUUGCAGGGAGGCUGGGGGCUUGCUACCUCCACCAAGGUGCCAUUGAAAGCCCCAAGCGAACGCUCACCUAUACGAAACCUGGGAGGGGGUGGCAGCACUGGAGCUGGGGACAUUGCCUGGGGAUGCUCGCAGUCUGGGGAAAAGCCAAUGGGCUCCUCAGGACGGGAAGCGGGCAGGCUUGGGGGGACGAGGGCCACUGUGCAGAGGCUGUGUUUCUGGGGCUCACCCACCCAGCCUGGCCCUGCAGCAGCAGGGCUCACACCUCCAGCUCCCUGCUAAUGGGUCCUCCAGAUUUUUCCUAAUCAAAUCACAUCAGGUUGGAUUUCCCUCCCAAGUCACCUUCCUGCCAGCUCGGCGGGGCGCAGAUGCAAUCAGCCCCGCGCCAGCACAGGCAAUGGCAGGAGUCAGCAUCUCAGGCGGGUCCCACUCCGCAGCCUGCAGGUGCCCGGAACUCUUCGGAGGGUGAAAGGUGACAGCAGGACAAGGAGCACCAAGAAACUGCUGCUGCCUGUGCUCUGAUCUGCCCGCUGGAAGGAGACCUGGGGCGGGCAGGACUUGAUAGGCAGCUUAUAAAACCGGUUGGACUUUCUCCAUCCCACUCAUCAGGACUCUGGAUUUCAUGUGCUCUGAAGCAACAGCUCCCCUUUCCCUCCCUCCAGCCACCCCCGGUGCUGCCUGUGUGUCAGUGCUGUCCAGAAGGAGCUCUUUGCCCUGCCUGCAGCCGGCAUGGGGGGUGCAGGCUGUUGUGAGGUGUCCUAGACCCCCGCUGCCUCUUCUGGGUCCCUGCUCUACCCAUCAAAUGUCCAUCUACCAGCGCUUGCCAGGGCUGACAGGCAUGAAGGACAAGGUGGAAACAGCCCGAGCAUAUCCCACCAGGAGAUGUGCAUGAGCCACACACCAGUGCUCUGCAGGAGGUGGCAGCACACUGGGGACACACUGCUUGUGUCAGGUACCGGCUGCCUGCCCUCUGCCAGAUAACGUGGUUGUGCUCCAAGCUGGGUGCAACUGAGGCGCCAAGAAGCUCCUUCAUACGGUGCUGAGCCAGCCAGUACCAGCACCCUGUCCAGCAGCGGUGGCACUGGUGCUCUGCCUACCCCCAGGUCCCAGCGGUGGCUGGAGAGCGCUGUGGAGGUCCCCGCUAGGAAGAGGGAAAUUAGCUCAUGCAGCUCCUUUGGUCUCUGGACCUGAAGGGGUGAGCUGGGCUCUGCAGUACCCACCAGCCCUGCUGUCAACCUCGAUGGCCAUGGGACCUUCCCCAUGGGGUCUGUCCUCAGGACAUGGCCUAGUACUUGGCUGCAGACAGGGGUCACUGGACAUCCCUCACGGCUCCCAUGAUUUCACCCAAACUCAUUGCACCCGCUGCUGCCCCGAGCCUGGAAGUGCCCCCUGGAGUCACCGGGGGGUACGGGGCUCUUCCAGCCUAAACACGAGGGGGAAUAAAGGGCACAAGUGUGCCUUUAAAUAGCGUGGAGAGGACAGGCUCUCCCAGGAGGAAUGCUCAGCUGGCCUGGUGGAACAUGCUCGUGGCUCGGGGCACGGAGGGACAGCCGGGCAGGGACGGCUCUGUGCCAGGAGGUCAGGUCAAGGUUAGGCAUUGCCCUGGCCGGGUGCUGCUGUACCGUGGCUCGGCACUGCAGGAACAGAGCCAUGCAAGAGGGAGGGAAAUGCAUGCCAGGCUGGGGUCUUGCCAUGCCCGGGGCUGAUCUGCAAGGUGGCAGCGGAGCCUGUGUGCAACCUGCCUGCCAACCUGCAAGGGGCUUGGCAUCGACACAGCCUGGCUGCCAGAGCGGCCUGCUGGGCAGCUCGGGUUAUCCAGGAGCGGCUGCUGCACUCCUGUCUGGGCUGAUUCAUAUCCUGGACAUGCAGGCAUUUGGAUAGUGUCCACCUGCGGGAUGUGACAGCACGUGGCCAUGUCCCAGGGGUGCAGGGCGCCAGCCCAGCCACAUGCCGGAGAGCAGGAUGGUGGCAGCUCAGUCUCUGCUCUCCCCUGCUUUGCAAGGUAUGCCAGUCCCUGGGGACACGGCAGUGGCUGCAAGUAGGCUGGGGAGCCACAAAGCACAUCUCCAGAUGGAGACACCUGGGUCACAGGGAGGAUGGCUGCAUGCCCACGUGUCGAUGUGCCCAAUGGCUCUGCUGGGGCACUCAGGUGGCAGGGAGGCGCAAGGAGAAAGCAGCUGCCAGGGAAGCCCCAAGCCCGGACCUGUCCCCUCACUGCGGGGUGCCAGAAGGGGAGUAGGGGUGCAGCAGGGCUGCAGUGAGCAGGGCAGGAGGGGAGCGGGAGGAACCAGCAGGAGCAGGGUGACUGCCCUGGGCUGAAGGGCACAGCCAGCCCGAGCAGAGCUGUGCUUGCAGGCACGGCGCUCGAGUUCACCACCGCUGCCAGGCUGAGCUGGCUCCGAGCAGAGCCAGCCUGUGGCUGCACUGUUCCCAGGUGCCCGCCUGUGUGUGGGAGCAGGGUCGCCCAUGAGAAGCAGCCCGCAGCCCUGGCACCCUGGUCCCUGGCAGCCCACGCUGGCCCUGCUCGUCGCACUGCCAGCUGUGAUCAGCACAGUGCUGCGUGGCUUGAAGGAGGGCUGAGCCCCACGGAGAGUGGCCCUGGGGCUGCAAGACAGGAGGGGAGGUGUGAGCAGCGGUACUCGCUCCAGGCUUGCACAGCCGGCACCUGA